AUCACAUAUACUAAUAAUGGUCAAACAGCGCCACGAUAUUAAACAAGAGUGUUAUAGAGUGAAGCUCGUCAGUCGAACGUGAUCGUUCCAGAGGAAAGAGUAUAGUUGACGGAACAUAUAAUUUUACCGAAUUAAAGAAAUGGAGCUAGAAAUUGUAACCGCCAAAUCAUCGAAAUCUAUUACUACUAUAAGUGUAAAUCCAAACACUACGAUAGCUGCCAUUAAACAACAAUUAUAUGAACUAAAGAAGGCACCUUAUGUACAAAGACAAAGUUUAAGAUUAGAUGCAAAAGGAAAAGCUCUAGCAGAUUCAGAAACUGUAAAAUCUUUAUCUUUGCGACUUGGUGCUAAACUAUAUUACAAAGACUUGGGUCCACAAAUUGGAUGGAAAACUGUGUUUUUAGUGGAAUAUGCAGGACCUCUAAUAGUAUACCUUUGGUUAUAUCAACGUCCUUGGUUAUUCUAUGGUGAUAUUGAAAAUACAAAAGUACAUUAUGUAGUUAACGUUGCUGCUGUUUGCUGGACCAUACACUAUGCCAAGCGUUUAUUAGAAACAUUAUUUAUACAUCGUUUUAGUCAUGCUACUAUGCCUUUACGUAAUCUCUUCAAAAAUUGUUCGUAUUAUUGGUUAUUUGCAAUGUAUGUGGCAUAUCAUAUCAAUCACCCAUUGUAUACACCAUCAACUCGUGUAAAUUUUUAUAUCGGUUUAGCCAUGUUUGCUUUCUGCGAACUGGGUAACUUUUUCAUUCAUAAAGCAUUAAGAAACCUUAGGCCACCAGGAACUACAAUUAGAAAGAUUCCUAUAGCUACAGGAAAUCCAUGGACAGUACUAUUUAAUUUUGUCUCCUGUCCAAAUUAUACAUAUGAAAUUGGCAGUUGGAUUGGUUUUACCAUUAUGACUUCAUGUCUUCCAGCUGGACUAUUUACCUUGGCUGGUGCUUACCAAAUGACUAUGUGGGCAUUAGGAAAACAUAGAGCAUACAAGAAAGAAUUUCCUCAAUAUCCCAAAACGCGUAAAGCUAUUUUCCCACUUAUGCUUUAAUAUAUUUGAAUGGGCAAACUACAUUCCAAAUACUUUUAAUAGGGUACUUCUAAUAAAUUUGUCAAUGAUAUAGGUAAUAAUGUAUAAAUGUAUUUCUUUUACCAUUGAUAUCUUAUUUGUUAAAUAAACACUUCUUGCUUUA
Messenger RNA from Vespula pensylvanica (western yellowjacket), 1184 nucleotides. It is a transcript of the gene Sc2, whose product is annotated as very-long-chain enoyl-CoA reductase. Gene Ontology annotation, biological process: very long-chain fatty acid biosynthetic process. The transcript has 5 exons. The coding region runs from base 140 to 1042 and encodes 300 amino acids. Gene Ontology annotation, molecular function: oxidoreductase activity, acting on the CH-CH group of donors; protein binding. NCBI's taxonomy places the organism in Eukaryota, Metazoa, Arthropoda, Insecta, Hymenoptera, Vespidae. The record is from RefSeq and is a predicted model, not a curated record.